AUGCCCGCGGCAGCCCCGCGAGCCGCACAUCCUGCCACCUACGGCGCUCCAAUGCCUGCCCCCGUGUCCACAGCCCCUGCGGGCACUUUCGCUCCCGGAACGAAGAUACAAGUUGGCAACCACCGGGUUGUGAUUCAGAAAUAUCUUUCUGAAGGAGGAUUUGCCCAUGUAUAUCUCGUCAAGCUUCCCAAGCCUAUCGACGGCACGGACAUGGCUGUUCUAAAGAGAGUGGCUGUCCCCGAUAAGGACGCACUGCGAAGCAUGCGAACCGAAGUCGAGACGAUGAAGAGGCUGAAGGGUCAUCGCCCAAUCGUUACCUACAUCGAUUCCCAUGCCUCUGAGAUGCGCGGAGGAGGAUAUGAAGUCUUUCUUCUCAUGGAAUUCUGCGACGGAGGCGGUCUGAUCGAUUUCAUGAACACUCGUCUUCAACACCGCCUGACCGAGCCCGAAAUCCUACACAUCUUCACAGACAUCGCCGAGGGAGUAGCCUGCAUGCACUACCUCAAGCCGCCGCUACUUCAUCGAGACCUCAAGGUUGAGAAUGUUCUGAUUGUUAGCCACGGUGCCCAGAAGAAAUUCAAGCUCUGCGAUUUUGGAUCAGCCGCUGCACCCAAACCGGCACCGCAAACCGUCGUCGAAUGCAGGCUCAUGGACGAGGACGUUCAAAAGCACACAACCAUGCAAUACAGGAGUCCGGAGAUGAUCGAUGUCUACCGCAAGCUGCCCAUCGACGAGAAGUCGGAUAUUUGGGCAUUGGGCGUGCUUCUGUACAAACUGUGCUACUAUACCACUCCUUUCGAGGACCAAGGCCAACUUGCCAUCCUCAACGCGAGUUAUAGAUUCCCAAGCUAUCCGGUCUUCUCAGAUCGUCUGAAGAAGCUUAUUGCCUCCAUGCUGCGUGAAAGCCCGCAAGCCAGACCCAAUAUCUAUCAGGUUUUGCGCGAGGGCUGUGCCAUGCAGGGUCGUGAUGUUCCUAUUCACGAUAUCUAUACUGGAAAACAGCGCUCUGAGCCGCAAAGCAAGGACCGGUCCUCUGCUGACCACUCCCAAGCUAAGCAAGUAGUCGGUGCCGUGUUUGCUCCACCCAAGCAGGAGGAACAGGUCCUUCCAGAUAUUGUUCCGAUGAGAAGGGGAAGGUUGCCGGCAGCCAGCCAACAGCCACAAGCUCAGCAAGUAGCCGCGAAACCGAGCCCAUCUCCUAUGCGAGUUACGAAUGGAGAUCCUUUCGCCGCCCUGGACAAGCAGUCAACCCCAGCAGCUGUCCCCGCAGCUGCUCCGGCGGCAGAUGCGGAUGAGUUUGCAUCGCGGUUCCCAUCUUUGGACCAGUUUUCCAUCCUUCAUGAAUCUGGGUCCAAAUUCAAUUUCGACUCGCAUACGCCGCCCCCGACACAGCAUCAAAGGAGCCAGGCCCAGAGGCCCAACGAGACGCCCGCAGAUGCAGGUUUCGUCGCGGCUCAUUCUCCUCCCCAGAGCCAGGAGCCCAUUCGUCCUAAGACUGUUGCCCCAGCGGGUGCUUCUUCUCAUACGCCUCCAACGGUGAAGUCGCCCCCUCCAGGUGCCAUCGGCCUGACGAAGACUGCCUCGGCCCCCCUGAAGCAAGCUGAGAUGAGCAGAGCACAUGCCAUCAUUCACAAGAAUCCCGAGUUGCAAGCUAUUUCAUCCCAGACUCAAGUCCAGGGCCAGAGUCAAUAUCAGGCGCCGCCGUCGAGAUAUGUGUCGACAGGCACCAUGACGAAUACCCCUCCCCCAGAACAGCAGCAAGCUCGCGAGAAAAUGCCUAUUUGGCGAGUGCCCGCGACUGACCACGGUCGGUCGACCAGUCUUCCUCGUCAGACAGAGCCGAGUGUUCCCGUUCGCCCCGAAGACCCGAGCACUGGGUCUAUUCAUCGUGUUCCAUCUUACCAACUCCGGCCAACUCAUGUUCGACAUCCGUCGUCAUCGCGUCCAUCGCUUGAGGGCGGCCGCCCGAGCCUGGAUCUUCUCGAUGCAAGCGCUCAACGGAGGUCUAUCGACGGGCGCCCGCGGCCAGUCAGCACCCACCUCGAAUCCAACCUGGAUUUCCUUCGUGAAAAGGAAGGUUCCUCCAAGCAGCCACUGCCAUCUCCCAGUCUGUUAUCACCAAAUCUCCCUGACAGAGUACCGUCUCCCGCGGUGCCUGUGGAACCGGAGGAAGAGGAGUCUCAUAUCGAAUCCAACGUGGAGUUUUUGCGUAGCAUGGAAGAGGCGAAAUCAGAGAAGAAGGAAUGGGGUGCGAAGCAUGGCAAACGCGGAAGCCUGAGCUCUUUGUCCGGGACGAAGAACAUUUUGGCUGGAAGAUUUGGGGAUGCGUUCAAACGAUUCGAGGGCAACCAGGCCCCUGCGCCGGCUCGAACACCAUCGCCAUUGAAGCAACUUGAUCGCCCUAUAUUGACCCCCAUCGAUGGGUCAGAGGCUACCGACGGCCGCACUGAUGAUGGAAACGGCAUGGAGGAGACCGAAGACAUGACUCCAGCUAUGCGACGAGAGCUCGAACGUCUUCGCUUGGAAGAGGAAGAGCGUCGCGUCGAAGCUGCCGCUGCAGAAUACCGUCAACGAUUCACCAACCAAGGGUCCGGCUCCGGCGGCCAGGCUCCGCUGCCGAAGAGCAUUGGCGGUGUUUCCCGUGCCGUCAGCAUUCAGAAUAGAGUGCAAAACCUCUUGAAUGAGGGCCAGAAAUCAUCGGUGCAGGUUCCGCGUACUGCUCAGGGAUAUGGGGUGUACACCGAUGGGACCUCACCCACAAGCCGGUUGGACAAGCAGCUUCCCGAGAUACCUCGGAAGCCAGUCGGCGGCACCAAAACCCGAUCUAUGACACCGUCCAACUCCCAAGACGUCAUGGUCCACAAGGUACGCCCAUCCGCUAGCGACCCUGUGCCUCAAGCAGGAAGAAGCACGCCCGGCCCACGACCGGUGGCGCCGCGCAAGCCGAUGCACCUCAACAGCCUGCCAACCGGCGGUCGAUCGGGCUCGCCGCCGAAGUCGUCGCAGGCUCCCGCUGUACCCUCCGAGCACCUGGUGGGGGUCGGGCUUCCCGGGCGGCCCGUAAUCGAAAUGUCGACAAAGGAAAAAGACGAAUACCUGCAAGAUUUCUCGAAGCGAUUCCCUAGUUUGGGCUCAAUCGAAAUGGUAGAGCGUGACCUCGCGGCGGAGGCGGGCGAGCACCGACCGGCGAGGUAG
Messenger RNA from Colletotrichum karsti, 3195 nucleotides. Its product is annotated as nak nak-unclassified protein kinase. Gene Ontology annotation, molecular function: protein serine/threonine kinase activity; ATP binding. The coding region runs from base 1 to 3195 and encodes 1064 amino acids. Gene Ontology annotation, biological process: protein autophosphorylation; peptidyl-threonine phosphorylation; actin filament organization. Gene Ontology annotation, cellular component: cytoplasm. Lineage: Eukaryota; Fungi; Ascomycota; Sordariomycetes; Glomerellales; Glomerellaceae. The transcript is spliced from 3 exons. The record is from RefSeq and is a predicted model, not a curated record.